Messenger RNA from Mesorhabditis spiculigera, 459 nucleotides. NCBI's taxonomy places the organism in Eukaryota, Metazoa, Nematoda, Chromadorea, Rhabditida, Rhabditidae. The record is from the annotation of a GenBank genome assembly.
AUGCUUAGAAUAUUGUUUUCGGUCCUCGGAAUCUUUUCCUAUUCCGCGCUUGCCGUUCACGGACGUGGAUGCGAAGAUGGCGCCUACGAUUGGUCAGACAAAAACGAGUGUAUUCAAGCGUUUGGUGCUGUAGUGGACCAAAACGCAGCGCGUCAAUCCUGUAUCCACCUCGACUAUUUUCAGUUCCAGGGCCAGCUCGUCCAGCCACAUUCGCUUUUCGAAAAUACCCAAGUGGCGACACUCGUAAAAGGUCUCGGCCAAAAUUCGUUUAUCGGCGUGGAAAAGUCGAAUAACGUCAGUUGGACGUAUGUUGAUGGGACCGAAUUAGUGUACCGGAAUUGGGCGGCCGGUGAGCCCAACCCAAACCACGCCUGCGCCGCCAUGCAAAUCGACGGGCAGUGGCGAUCGGUGGACUGUGAUACGGCGAUGUCUUUCGUGUGUUCGUAUCCAGAUAAUAAA